AUGUGUGGCAGAAUUGGAAGCUGGAUUCUUGUAACAAUAUUACUACUAUCUGCUAUCGUUACGAGGGCAGAAAUAGGAGAUGUGAAAGGUUCCGCAAUAGAUGAAAUGCAAGUCCUGCAAACAGAUAAUAAAGAGGUCAAAGAAGACAAUGGAAAAGAGAUCGAAAAAAUGAAUGCAGCAGAGGCCACAGCAACGGAUGUAGCAAAAGCAAAUUUAAAACAAGGAAUGAGUGCUCAAGAAGCUGGAUUAUCAAAUUCUAUAGACAACAAUGAUUUAUUCAAAGCAAAACGUUCUGCAGAUCAGAUUCCGAUGAAAUCAACAGACGAUCCACUGAAUACGAACAUAUUGAAAGAAAUGUUACUAAAGAAAAUGAUGGUAAACGGCGGAAAAGGUGGAAAUUAUGGAAAUGAAGGUGAUAGUGAUUAUGAAUAUGAAUUACAAAUAUGUAAGAACUAUCUUGCACUUGAAUCAAAGAAAUUUGCGUUAGAAGAUAAAUAA
Molecule: messenger RNA, 498 nt
Organism: Cercopithifilaria johnstoni
Lineage: Eukaryota; Metazoa; Nematoda; Chromadorea; Rhabditida; Onchocercidae
Source: the annotation of a GenBank genome assembly